AGAUGGUUUCAUGUCAAUGAUAAAUAGCUCAUUGUUUCUGAACCAUAUCAUCUCCUUCAUCACACCAUGAAGGGAGCUUCUUUCAAGCUGUCGAUUCUGAUUUUCGUCCUUGUGGCUUUCGCUUCGUUUCUUUGUCCAUUUACAGCAGAAGCAAGACACAAGCACGUGCAUCAUAGUAAUUGCCACCAUCGUCGUGGACGUCCUGAUCCAGCACCAACACCGGCGCCUGUGCCAGCAUCUAAUGAAGGCAUACCACCAUAUCAAAUCCAUGGUUGUGGUUACCCAUGUAGUGACUCCAACGACUGUGAUUGGCCUUGUACAGAAUGCGGUGUCAACAGAACUUGUGCUUAUGAAGAGCCCUUCUUUCCAUCACCAUCACCUGUUCCAUCACCAAGUAUGGAAACCCCAACACAAGAACCACCACUGUCACCAGCACCGGCACCUGAUAAUGGCAUUGGCGUAGGUGUGCCACCAUAUCAAAUCCACGGUUGUGGCUACCCAUGUAGUGACUCCAAUGAUUGUGAUUGGCCUUGUACAGUAUGUGGUGUCAACGGAACUUGUGCUUUUGAAGAGCCAUUCUUUCCAUCAUCACCUGUUCCAUCACCAAGUAUAGAAACUCCAACACAAGAACCACCACUAUCACCAGCACCGGCACCUGAUAAUGGCAUUGGCGUAGGUGUGCCACCAUAUCAAAUCCACGGUUGUGGCUACCCAUGUAGUGACUCUAAUGAUUGUGAUUGGCCUUGUACAAUCUGUGGUGCUGACCAAACCUGUACUUUUGAUGAACCCUUCUUUACAUCACCCUCGCUUGCUCCAUUACCUCUCACAGAAGCACCCAUUCCACAAUGGGUACCUGGUAAUGGUAUCGCGGCACCACCAUAUCAGAUUCAUGGUUGUGGUUACCCAUGUAACGACUCCAAUGACUGUGAUGCACCCUGUACAGUCUGUUGUGCAAACUAUACCUGCUGUUAUGAUGUGGCUGAUCCUGAGUACAUGCUACCACCUAUGUCACCCUCUGAGCCACCGAAAUUAUUACCUCUUCCACCAUCUCCACCUCCAUCUACAGAGGAUGUAGAAAAUGAUGAUAUGUUUGCACCACAACCUGCUUAUGAUAUAGGAACGCCUGCGGAACUUCCACCACCAGGAUACGAAUUCCCGCCGUAUCAAAUCCAUGGUUGUGGCUAUGGCCCCUGCAUGGACUCCAACGACUGCGAUUGGCCCUGCACAUCCUGCUGCUCUAAUCAUACAUGUUGCUAUGAGGAGCCUAUGUUUCGAUGAAAAUCCUCAAACACACAAAUUCCAAAGAAAAAGUAUAGUAACACAAUGUAAUAAAACUUAGUGUUCCUGUAUUACUUAAAAUCACAUUUGACCUAUAUUCUUCAAUUGCUAUGUCAUUGUCUAAUGAUUGAAAGCAAGUACUUUUAUUUCUGUGUCAUACAAAUGUAAGCAAGAUCAAUAAAGAAUAUAUACAACUACGUUAAUCAA
Messenger RNA from Beta vulgaris subsp. vulgaris (sugar beet), 1485 nucleotides. RefSeq names its product leucine-rich repeat extensin-like protein 5. The coding region runs from base 67 to 1278 and encodes 403 amino acids. The transcript has 2 exons. The record is from RefSeq and is a predicted model, not a curated record. Lineage: Eukaryota; Viridiplantae; Streptophyta; Magnoliopsida; Caryophyllales; Amaranthaceae.